CAUUCUUGCAUUCCUUGAGCUUCUCCCGACGUUUCUGUCUUCGCCCCUUGUCCAUCACGUUGCGGACCUAUCACACGUACCCACCAUGUCUAGCCUACUACCUCAGUACCACACCAAGGCCUCAGACUCCGACAUCAACGAUGAGGAACGACAGCCGCUCACCUCAUGGAAGGAUAACGAUCGAAGUUCAUCGCCACCCCCUCCUUCGUAUCCACCUCAGGCAAGCGGAUCUCAAGCUCACAGACCCAAUGUGACAUACGUGUUCGUACCGAGAUGGCCAGUCAAAGGAGAGCAGAAGAGCGUCUUGGGCGUCGCAGCGGGUAAAGACGAUACUAUCGAUCUGGUUCGACGAGCUUUCCCUGUUCUAGCAGAAUAUUCGCCAGAUAGGAUCGAAUUCUUGGCACCAUCUACUCCGGAGACCCAGAUCGAUAAUAUCACCCAGUGGAGUCAGAUCCUCGAUGAAGCCUGGCAUGGCAUUGAAACAAAUCCUCCUGCAAGACUCAAAGUACAAGUGAUAGAUGGUCCUGGUGACCUUGAAGAACGUACGAGGAGAAAGGAAAGAGAAGAUAAAAUAGUAGUUCUGGCCUUUUUCUGCCUCCCAGCACUAGGUCUGCUGCUCUUCCUCAUAAUCAUGUCGGCAACCGGCAACCUGAACAGCGAGAAGAAAGGAGGUUAG
This is a messenger RNA of Kockovaella imperatae, 676 nucleotides long. RefSeq lists its product as hypothetical. The record is from RefSeq and is a predicted model, not a curated record. The transcript has 3 exons. Bases 86 to 676 code for a protein of 196 amino acids. NCBI's taxonomy places the organism in Eukaryota, Fungi, Basidiomycota, Tremellomycetes, Tremellales, Cuniculitremaceae.